Molecule: messenger RNA, 6787 nt
Organism: Condylura cristata (star-nosed mole)
Lineage: Eukaryota; Metazoa; Chordata; Mammalia; Eulipotyphla; Talpidae
Gene: C2CD5
Product: C2 calcium-dependent domain containing 5
Exons: 29
Coding region: 2398-5652 (1084 amino acids)
Biological process (GO): positive regulation of protein targeting to membrane; intracellular protein transmembrane transport; protein localization to plasma membrane
Cellular component (GO): plasma membrane
Molecular function (GO): calcium-dependent phospholipid binding; calcium ion binding
Source: RefSeq, a predicted model, not a curated record
UUUUUAUUUGGAAGGAAAUCAGAGAAGACAGUAGAAAUGACAUUUGAACUGAAUUAUGAAUUCAUAAGUAUCUGCUAGGAUGAUUAUGAAAAAGGCAUCUCAGAAAGAGAAAAGUCUAGUGUUUCUGAAUGAGGUAAUUUUCCUUUAAAGAGCCUGGGUUCCAGGAUCACAUGUCCUGCCUCCAACAUCACAAGUCUUGUGACUUAGGUUAAUUAUGCCUUCUCAAAACCCUGAAUUCUUCAUCUGUAAAAUGAAGGAAGCUAAUUCCAAUCUCCAAGGACUUUAAGGAGGCUUAAAAGCUGUGAAGCACUGACUUCAGCAGCUAGUACAGAACAAAUAGUCAAUAAUGGCCAACUCUUGUUAUUACUAUAGGAUGUAAAAUGCAAAAAGGGUGUGCCGGAGUUCUGAAGCUCAAGAAGGUAAUCAGCAACCAGAUCAGGACAGAUUUGUCAGAACAGUAAGGCUUGUUCCCAGCGUUAAUUAAAACAAGCCAGCACAAUUAUUAGAGAAUAAACUGAAGUCAAGCUUGAUGUUACUAAAAAAAAGUCUUCAGGAAGCAUCUUAAUUAUAAUCUCCUGUUGAUGAAGCCUAAGGCAACAGGUAUAUACAAGUAUCUCACAGGCCACUAAUUAGGAGGCUGACAUUGUUAUACUUUAAUUAUGCAAUUUGCAAAUAGUUUUAUAUUGCAAUGUCUUGUAAUACAAUUUCCAUUAAGAAAUUGCUAAACUUUAGUUUCCCAGCAAUUUUUCUUCAUGUAAUUCAGUAAGUUUUAAACGAACGUGUAGUGUGAUAAAACUGAUUUUAGUAGGAAAGCUAUUUUACCUUUACUGUGGAAACAAAACACAACAGAAUUAACAGAUCACUUAGGGUAGGUGACCUUGAAAGGACAAAAGAAACAGAUCUAAGGAAAUUUGCAUGGGAACUAUAACCUCCAUCCUUUUGUCAGCUUGCCUGGAUAAUGGGUUUUCUAGUCCAGAAAAAGUCAACACUUUUCAUUUUAGCCUUUUUUACCGUGAGGAAACUUUUUCCUGUUCUCUUUGGAAAAGUUCAACUUCUCAUUGGCGUGAACAAUUCCUCCGUGGAAAUAAUUUUUUGGCUUGAAAAAUUAUUCUGGUUCUUUAUUGCCUGAAGCACUUAAUUUAAACCGAGUAUUUUUCAAGUUAAAAACAUCCUGAUGGCUUCAUCUGGGGAUUUUCCAAUCCUGAUGAAUCCAGGGGUAUAAUCUUUCAACCGGAAUUGUUAAUUCAUUCUGGGCACUUGAUACGUCAGACACGGUUUUUGACAUUUGGAAUGCAGUCAGUGGCGUAAGUUACUAACGUUCGGGCACGUGCCUCAGUUUCCCUAAACUCUCUCUGAUGGAUUGAGUCCAUAGAUUAUACCUCAUUUAUAUCACACACACACAUACACACACACACACAUAUAUAUAUACAUAUAUGUAUAUAUAAUUUGCUUGGGUGGAUUCUUCAAGACGUUUCAAGAUGAAGUUCAUCUGGCCCAUUUCUUGCACUUGACUGAUUUCUUAAAGGUGCUCCGGAAAUCCUGACAGCACUGUGGGUCUUUUCUUCGGGCCUGCAGAGCCUUAAUAAGUAAACAGAACGGUCCUAAGAGUUUGGGGCACACUCACUCAUGCAGUGGCUUUGAAUUUCUGGGCUCCUCGCCGGAAAAAAACCUGCACAAUGUCAGCAACUCAAAGAGCAUACGUGUACAGGGCAGCAUUUAAAAAGUUACAGCAGAAUACUCGACUGAGCGCUCCUUGAAAUCCUACAUGGCGAGCAAAGAACAGCACCCCUGCCGGGUAGAAACCAAUUAAUGGGAUUUUACGAAGCAUUAGUGGGCCCUUAAAAAAACAGCUUGAACUCACUCCUCUCUACAGCCUCGGCUGCUACUUCUGUCACAGCCCUCGGAAAGCCCACAGGCUGCCGGGAAGGCAUCCGCCAGCGGACAAACCCCCGCUGUGCCUCGGGAGCACCGAGCCAGCCCACUAGCGAGCGAGGCGGCAAGAGAGGGGCAGAAACCUCAGAAACCUCUUGGUGGAUGAUGCACGGUUCGACCCGCUGUCCUGUCCUGCGACUUCCCAGAAGGCAGCCCCGCCCCCUUCACCUUUUCCCGGCGAAUUUAAUCUCUCCCCGACCAGAGGGCCGAGCGCCGAAUGAUCGAUGCUUCCUCCACGCCCGAGAGCCGCCAUCUUGGGGGGCGGAGACAGCCCUGUGAGGGCCGCCGAAACUCUACGAGAUGUUAGCUGACUUGGGCUUUUCUGGUCAGCGCUGUAGGACAGAGGCCGAAGGAACCACCGGGGUCGUUCCUCCGGCUGCCUCUCCGGAAUGAGGCCUCAGCGCCCCAGCGGGACGGCACACCUUCCCCCCAGAGCGAGUCGGAGGAGAGACGGGAGCCGAGACCAUGCCAGGGAAGCUGAAGGUGAAAAUCGUGGCCGGGCGCCAUUUGCCAGUGAUGGACCGGGCUAGUGACCUGACUGAUGCCUUCGUGGAGGUGAAAUUUGGUAAUACUACCUUUAAAACAGAUGUGUACCUCAAGUCCCUCAACCCUCAGUGGAACUCAGAAUGGUUUAAAUUUGAGGUAGAUGAUGAAGACUUACAGGAUGAACCGCUCCAGAUCACAGUUCUUGAUCAUGAUACUUACAGUGCAAACGAUGCCAUUGGCAAAGUGUACAUCGACAUCGACCCCUUACUCUACAGUGAAGCUGCCACGGUCAUCUCAGGGUGGUUCCCAAUUUAUGACACCAUACAUGGUAUCCGUGGGGAAAUCAAUGUAGUAGUCAAAGUAGACCUCUUCAAUGAUUUAAAUCGAUUUAGGCAGUCAUCAUGUGGAGUCAAAUUCUUUUGCACAACAUCUGUUCCAAAAUGCUAUAGAGCUGUAAUAAUUCAUGGAUUUGUAGAAGAACUUGUGGUCAAUGAAGACCCAGAAUAUCAAUGGAUUGAUCGAAUUCGCACACCAAGAGCUUCAAAUGAGGCCAGACAGAGACUCAUUUCUUUAAUGUCAGGUGAACUGCAAAGGAAGAUUGGGUUGAAAGUACUUGAAAUGAGAGGAAAUGCUGUUGUUGGGUAUUUACAGUGCUUUGAUCUGGAAGGCGAAUCUGGGUUAGUAGUACGAGCCAUAGGAACAGCGUGUACUCUGGAUAAAUUAAGUAGCCCAGCAGCAUUCCUUCCUGCAUGUAAUUCCCCAUCCAAAGAAAUGAAGGAGAUUCCCUUCAAUGAAGAUCCCAACCCCAAUACUCACUCAUCAGGACCCUCAACCCCUCUGAAAAACCAAACUUAUUCCUUUUCACCUUCCAAGUCCUACAGUCGACAGUCCUCUUCUUCUGACACAGAUUUGAGUUUGACACCCAAAACUGGAAUGGGAAGUGGUAGUGCUGGAAAAGAAGGGGGGCCAUUCAAAGCUCUUUUAAGACAGCAGACUCAGUCAGCACUGGAACAGAGGGGAGGAUCGCCUCAUAGGUUCUGUAGAAGGCGGGAAUUUCCAUUUUUUACCUUGACGGCAUUUCCUCCUGGAUUUCUUGUGCACGUUGGGGGUGUUGUUAGUGCACGUUCUGUGAAGCUUUUGGAUCGUAUUCACAAUCCUGCCUUUGUCGGAAUUAUGGGUAACACAAGAUCUUACAAACUGCUAGACUGGAAUAGUUUCAAUUCAGAUGAACCAGAAACUCGAGAUGCGUGGUGGGCAGAAAUCAGACAAGAAAUAAAAUCACAUGCUAAAGCAUUAGGCUGUCAUGCUGUAGUGGGCUACAGUGAAUCAACUAGCAUCUGUGAAGAGGUCUGUAUUUUAUCUGCAUCCGGCACGGCAGCUGUACUGAACCCUAGAUUUCUGCAGGAUGGCACCGUGGAGGGCUGUUUGGAACAGAGGCUAGAAGAAAAUCUGCCUGCAGGCUGUGGGUUCUGCCAUAUACCAUAUGAUGAACUGAAUAUGCCAUUUCCAGCUCAUCUCACCUACUGCUGUAACUGCAGGAAACAAAAAGUCCCUGAUGUUCUCUUUACCACAAUAGACCUCCCAGUGGAUGCCACAGUUAUUGGGAAAGGUUGUCUAAUUCAGGCCAGGUUAUGUCGCUUGAAAAAGAAAGCACAGGCAGAAGCAAAUGCCACAGCUAUCAGUAAUCUGUUGCCAUUUAUGGAAUAUGAAGUGCAUACUCAGCUAAUGAAUAAACUAAAACUCAAAGGAAUGAAUGCAUUAUUUGGACUCAGAAUUCAGAUCACAGUGGGUGAAAAUAUGUUAAUGGGCUUAGCGUCGGCCACAGGUGUAUACUUAGCAGCUUUACCAACGCCUGGUGGUAUUCAGAUUGCUGGAAAGACACCUAAUGAUGGCUCAUAUGAACAGCAUAUAUCUCAUAUGCAAAAGAAGAUCAACGACACAAUUGCUAAGAAUAAAGAGUUAUAUGAAAUCAACCCUCCAGAAAUGUCUGAAGAGAUUGUAGGAUCACCUAUACCAGAACCUAGACAGCGCUCAAGACUUUUGAGAUCUCAGUCAGAAAGCUCUGAUGAGGUUACAGAAUUGGAUCUUUCACAUGGAAAAAAAGACGCUUUUGUUUUGGAGAUUGAUGACACAGAUGCUAUGGAAGAUGUACAUUCUCUCCUUACUGAUGUUCCUCCUCCUUCAGGCUUUUAUAGUUGUAAUACAGAAAUUAUGCCUGGCAUAAAUAACUGGACAUCUGAAAUACAGAUGUUCACAUCAGUAAGAGUAAUUCGAUUAAGCAGCCUUAACCUGACUAAUCAAGCUCUCAAUAAGAACUUUAAUGAUCUCUGUGAAAAUUUGCUCAAGAGCCUGUAUUUUAAACUGCGGUCUAUGAUCCCUUGCUGCCUUUGCCACGUCAACUUUACAGUAUCUCUGCCUGAAGAUGAAUUAAUUCAGGUUACAGUCACAGCAGUUGCAAUAACUUUUGACAAAAAUCAGGCUUUACAGACCACAAAAGCACAUGUUGAAAAGUCAUUGCAAAGAGCUUCUACAGAUAAUGAGGAACUUCUGCAGUUUCCACUGGAACUCUGUUCAGACUCACUGCCUUCUCAGCCUUUUCCACCUUCUAAAGAACACCUGGAGAGUGCAAGUUCUAACUCAGGUAUACCAGCUGCACAGAGAGCAACGUCAGUUGAUUACAGUUCCUUUGCAGACAGAUGCAGCAGCUGGAUAGAGCUCAUUAAACUGAAAGCUCAGACCAUAAGACGCGGAUCAAUUAAGACAACUGUGACAGUUGAAAAACCAAGUCCAAUGGGUGAAGGAAAUUUCCGGAGUCGUUCUGCUCCACCUUGUGCAAAUUCUACAGUUGGGGUUGUUAAGAUGACACCUCUUUCUUUCAUUCCUGGAGCAAAAAUAACUAAAUAUCUUGGAAUAAUCAACAUGUUUUUUAUUCGGGAAACUACUUCUCUGCGUGAGGAAGGAGGAGUCAGUGGUUUUCUCCAUGCUUUUAUUGCUGAGGUGUUUGCAAUGGUGAGAGCUCAUGUGGCUGCCUUGGGAGGAAAUGCAGUUGUCUCUUACAUAAUGAAACAGUGUGUCUUCAUGGAGAAUCCAAAUAAAAACCAGGCACAGUGUCUUAUCAAUGUAAGUGGUGAUGCAGUGAUAUUUGUUCGUGAAUCUGAAUUAGAGGUGGUCUCAACUCAGCAACCUCCUGUCAACUGCCAGCUGUCAUGUACUGGAGGAGAAGUUACAACCUGAAGUAAAUGAGAAAGAGGGCAACUCAGUGACAUUCACCUGUCUCCAUUGUUUUGUCAUUAAUUAUCUUACUAGACUUUUUACAUAUUGAGAUAAUUAAGAAAAGUUGCUAUAUGGAGUAGAUUGAUUUAUCUGGAAUCUCAUGGAGGCACGGGUUUUCUAAUUUUGCCAAAUCUAAACAGACAUGUCCUGUAGAAUCUUGACUCUUCAAUGACUUGAUAUAAAUUUCUCAGAAACUAUAGCAAAGAUGGAAGCUGUUAGUAACUUGUGUCAAUUUUUAAUGAAAUCAUAAUUUUACAAAUAAAAUGGGAAGAUUAUCAGGAACCUAGGAAAGCUACCCUAGUGUGAUUUAGGAAAACUAAGCAAGAAAUUCACAAAUUUUAAUGAAUAUAUAGUCUGAUUUAAAGAAUGUUUUGGGAGACUGUAGAAAAGUUUUCAGAAAGUUAUUAUGUGGGUUUAUUUACUGUGUUUUAUUUUGACGAGGAAUUUGGUAACAACUGAAAAGGAAAGUGCUUUAACCAUCUUUUAAAAAGGAGUUAAAAUUUUGCUACUUGUACCCAUAUAUUCUAACUACUAAAGAAAAAGUAAUCUAUCAGAGCUAGUGUAGUUUUAAUAAUAUCUGUUAGGAGGAAGAAAAAAAAUUACCACAUAACUUUCUAGCUGACCAAAUUUAGCUAGAGUCCAGUUUGCCUAGAAGAGGCUUGGCUUUAAUUGAGAAGAAAAUGUCAGUGAAUUUUUUGAAGUAGUUCUCUCGUAGGAACAUAAAAUUAUUUUCUGAUAAAAUUAUUCUGUUCUCCUACCAAAUAAAUAGAAUUUUAGUAAUAUAGUAGGGAUUUUUGAUGGUGAAUUAGACUGUAUUUGGCAUAGAAUUUGAAAUGUAACUUGAAUGUAAAUAUGCUGCAAAAUAUUGAAUGUAUACAUAGAAAUAUUUCUCUGUUCAUGCCAAAUACCUAUGAUAAAUGAACCUUAAAAAAGUACAUUCCUCCUUUGCACAGUAGAAUUUCUUUAUAUAACUCAUGAUUUUGUUCUUCCAAAUAAUAAGCUGUCCUACAGAUUUGGAAUCAUUUCCUUGUUAUCACAGGUGUCAAUAUUUUUCUGUAUUUUGUUUAUAAUUUUAUUUUUUAAAUAAAAAAAGUUC